AAGGCAACAGCAGUACAGCACCCGUCCCGGUUAAGCUCCGUCCCAGGUAAGAGCUAGCAGCUCGAGAGAGCGCAAAAAAAGAAAAAAGAAAACCCCAAAACUCCAGAGAUUAAUCGGCAGAGCUAGCUGUGACCGAGGAGAAGACAGAGCAGCCGAAUCGAAGAUGGCGUUCUAUAAUGGCGCGAGUGUUGUCGCGCUGCUGUUGCUGGUCUCCACGGCUGCUCGAGCUGCCGGCGAUGGCCUGCUGCUCAACGGCAACUUCGAGUACCAGCCGAGCAAGUCACAGAUGAACGGCACAAGGGUGAUGGCGGAGUACGCGAUCCCGUACUGGAAGAUCACCGGGUUCGUGGAGUACAUCUCGUCCGGGCAGAAGCAGGGCGACAUGCUGCUGACGGUGCCAGAGGGCGCGCACGCCGUGCGGCUGGGCAACGAGGCCUCCAUCGAGCAGCAGAUCAGCGUGACCCGGGGCAUGUACUACUCCAUCACAUUCAGCGCCGCGCGCACCUGCGCCCAGUCCGAGAAGCUGAACGUGUCAGUGGCUCCCGGCCCGGAGUCCGGCGAGCUCCCCAUCCAGACCGUGUACACCAGCAGCGGCUGGGACUCGUACGCCUGGGCGUUCAAGGCCAAGCGCGGCCUCGUGUCGCUCAUCAUCCACAACCACGGCGAGGACGACGACCCCGCGUGCGGCCCGCUCAUCGACUCCGUCGCCAUCAAGACCCUGUACCCUCCUCAGGCCACCCAGAACAACAUGCUGAGAAACGGGGACUUCGAGGAGGGGCCGUACAUGUUCCCGAACGCGGCGUGGGGAGUGAUGGUGCCGCCGAUCUCAGAGGACGACCACUCGCCGCUGCCGGGGUGGAUGGUGAUGUCGGACACGAAGGCCGUCAAGUGCGUCGACUCCGCGCACUUCACCGUGCCGCACGGCGCGCGCGCCGUGGAGCUGGUGUCCGGGCUCGAGACGGCGCUGAUGCAGGAGGUGCGCACCGUGCCGGGGAGGUCGUACAGGCUGGAGUUCUCGGUCGGGGACGCCAGCGACGGUUGCGUGGGUUCCAUGCAGGUGAAAGGGUACGCGGGUCAGGGGUGCACGACCGUGACGUACAGCUCCCAGGGCACGGGCGGGCACACCCGCGCGUCGCUGGAGUUCGCCGCCGUCGCGAACACCACGCGGGUGGUGUUCGUCAGCUCGACGUACAUCACCAAGUGGGACGGGACGCUGUGCGGGCCCGUCGUCGACGACGCCUCGCUCGUGUGCGUGUCCCAGCAGCAGCCGCCCGCUCGCCGCCUGCUUCGUCUCUGAAAUGUUGCGCUACACGGAGCAGUUCGCGGCCGGUCACAUGUACUCGCAUGGCGCGUUGGAAUGUGACUGUGCUGGGAGUAGCAGUCGACCUUUCUUCGAAUUUGUUUCAUUUUGUUUGAGAGUGAUGUUCGAAAUAUCUGUUGAAAA
Molecule: messenger RNA, 1444 nt
Organism: Oryza sativa Japonica Group (Japanese rice)
Lineage: Eukaryota; Viridiplantae; Streptophyta; Magnoliopsida; Poales; Poaceae
Product: BIIDXI-like protein At5g11420
Source: RefSeq, a predicted model, not a curated record